UUUCCUAUUUGGUGUACAGAGAUAACCACCAAAACUUAAUCAAUAAACCACUUGUCUAUUCCUGACUGCUUCUGCUUCCUCAUUUCAGAAUAGGAGCCAAUGACUCAUUUACUAACACCACCUCCUACCACUGCUGCAGCAGCUCUCUCCUCGGGAGCCCGCAAGAGCCUCCUCUAUUCUCGGAAAAAUGGUAACUUUCCGAUGUCAACAGUGUCCAACUUUGGUCCCCAAUAUCAACAAUCACAGCCCUCUUCCAUAUCUGAUCUUCAUCAAGUCCCUUCUCAUCGUGGCCACUCUCUGCGUCGCAGGACAUUGAUGGGGCUGAGUGGUGCGGUAGUGGUGGGGUUGGGUUUGCUUGAUGAGCAAAGGGCAAGUGGUGCAGCAAGGCGUCCACCGCCUCCACCACCGACGGAGAAAAAGGACCCUAGCGUGAGUGGUGUUAUGGCUAAAAUAUUGGCUAGCAAAAGGAGAAAAGAAGCCAUGAAAGAAGAAGUUGAGAAGCUGAGAGCUAGAGGCAAAACCGUUAAUAAAGACGCACCACCACCUCCUCCACCUGAAUAGUUUCCACGUGUUUAACCUUUCUAUUGUUAUUUUCAAAUGGUUCGUGUUACUUUUGUAUUACCAUUGUCGUUCGAUUGAAUAAGAUAUUUUAGCUUCACAGGUUUAAUGGAUUGAAA
Messenger RNA from Vigna radiata var. radiata (mung bean), 677 nucleotides. RefSeq lists its product as uncharacterized. The transcript has 2 exons. Lineage: Eukaryota; Viridiplantae; Streptophyta; Magnoliopsida; Fabales; Fabaceae. The coding region runs from base 100 to 561 and encodes 153 amino acids. The record is from RefSeq and is a predicted model, not a curated record.